Molecule: messenger RNA, 802 nt
Organism: Thunnus maccoyii (southern bluefin tuna)
Lineage: Eukaryota; Metazoa; Chordata; Actinopteri; Scombriformes; Scombridae
Gene: stmp1
Product: short transmembrane mitochondrial protein 1
Exons: 3
Coding region: 141-281 (46 amino acids)
Source: RefSeq, a predicted model, not a curated record
UGCGUACACCCAUUGUUGAUGACAGACUAGCUUCGUUAAUGAAGUAGGGUGGUUGACUUCCCCUCUUCUAACCUGUAAUUUACUGCCUGGUUCUAAGUCAGUAAGUUAGUCUGCUGUUGCUAACCCUUCGUUAAUCCACCAUGCUACAGUUUCUGGCUGGCUUCACUUUGGGGAAUGUGGUGGGAAUGUACCUCGCACAGAACUACGAUGUUCCCAACAUAGCCAAGAAAAUCGAAGCUUUCAAGAAAGACGUGGAGGCCAAGAAGAAGCCCCCAGAGUGAGAAAGAAGGGACCAUGUUGCGAGCAAGAAUAGACGGAUUCUGCGGAGAAACUAUUUAUUUUACAGGGUUAUGGUAUAAUGAUGUACAUUUGAUAAAAGGAUUGAUAAUGUAAAAUAUGUUUGGGAAUAUUAACAGUGCCUGGAGCAGUAUUUGUUUCUGCCUUUAGUUUUAUAGGCAUGUUCUCAUUGUAGCCUAUUUUUUAUAAGAUGCAAGGAGCAAAGUGUGGAUUUAAAGGACAUUAAAACUACCUUGUGGGAACACUUUCAAGUCCAGUGUCAUGGCACUGUUAGCUGGCCUUUUCUAGGAUGCACAGUGGUGUUUUAACUCACACAUGACACUCAUUUUCACAUUAGGUGUCCCUAAAGUGAAUAUGAAAAGAGUAAGCUGGUACAUCAGAGUUUAAGGACUUUCCCUCACAAGCAUCCUAAUUGUCAAUAACAACUGCCAAACUUUUUAUGAUAUUGGUGCAUACAUAUACAAUUCUGAAACACUCAGCUUCCAAUAAAGUUGCUGAUGAUGAA